CACAGUGGACCUCAGCUCAGGUAGCACUUCCUCCUCUUUCUUCCUCUCUCUCUCUCCUCAGUUUUCACUUCUUUCUUCCACCCAAACCCCCAAGUGUGUAAAACUAAAGCCGAUUGAUCGAUUUAGGGUUUUGAUUUUGGAAGAGAAAAUGGGAGGUGGAUCAGCAAAUCACGGCCAUGGCAAUGAAGAUUUCAGGUACAAGGUAUGGAGUAUGACCGGUGGUCCCAACUGUCGCCCUAAACACUGGAAACGCAACACCGCCAUCGCCAUGUUCGGCGUCUUCCUCGUCUGCAUCCCCAUCUUCAAACUUUCCGCUAAACUCGAGCAACGACCACAUCACCCAGUUCGCCCAAUCCCUUCCCAAAUGUGGUGCAAGAACUUUGGAACCAAAGAUUAUGAAUAAUCUGGGACUCAAUUGAUUCACUGGUGUUGGUGUCAAUCUUGCCAAACACAAUUUCCUUGUUAUAAACAACAUUAAAUAGUUGCUGCUGUCAAUGUUAUGUAAGACUUGGCUCUAGGAUCAUUGUAAUGGGCAUCUUUUUCUCUUUUUGCUACAUUAAAUUUCAUUUGAAAACUGAAGAAAUUUUAAAUAAGCUGCUCAUGCCUGGAUUGUUUUGAGAGCUUGUUCAAACUGGCAUUACUGAUCACUGCAUAGUAAUUGAUGCUUUUUAUCAAUUUUGUUCAUA
Cicer arietinum (chickpea) is the source of this 686-nucleotide messenger RNA. RefSeq lists its product as uncharacterized. The record is from RefSeq and is a predicted model, not a curated record. Lineage: Eukaryota; Viridiplantae; Streptophyta; Magnoliopsida; Fabales; Fabaceae.